AGCGCUAUCUGACGCUGUCCUUCUUCCUCACACACUCUCCUCUCGGAAUCUUCUCAGUUUUUCGCUCCACACAAAACAUGCAGGGAGGAGAGGAGGAGGAGAAAAGAAGAAACGCGUCGGAGGCGACAAGAGGGAGAGGAAGCAGAGAAAGUUGGUAGAGGAGCGAGAGGGCAAGAGGAGAGGAGAGGGGUCGACCAGAUGGGAGGAAGGAAGGAAGGAAAGGAUCUCUCUGCGGGCUCAAGUGCGCGAUUAAAGGAUUCUACAUAAAUAAAUAAUAUAUGAAUCAAAGCCCAUAAUAAAAAAAAGAGCAGUAGGCGCGCCUCCGCGUUGCGUGGACGCGGACAAGACAGCGGCAGUGCGCGCUGAAAACAGUCAAAUCCUGUCUUUCUCUGUUUGGAUUUUACUCCUCAUGUUCUUCAAAUUCUCGGCGAGGUUCACUAACUUCUGAGGUCAGUGUCUGAAAAACUUUCCCUCCCCUCGUCCUUUCAAGUCACUGUCUCCCCGGAAAAGAAAGCCCAGCUCCGGCGUGGAAGUGAAGGAAGGAAGAGCGGGUUUUUUUUUUGUUCCUUCCGAGGAGACCAGCUCGCCGUAGCCGGGGUUUAGGCGUUGGCACCCGGGCAGGGAGUCCCUCGCCAUGGCCGGGGCCAAGCCGGGAGUCCACGCGCUGCAGCUCAAACCCGUGUCCGUCCACGAAGCGCUGAAGAAGGGGGGCAAAUUCAUCAAAUGGGACGAGGAGCCCAACAGCGGGCCCCCCACCCUGGUAACCCUGAAAGUUGACCCAGAUGGAUUCUUUCUCUACUGGACUGGAGGAUCCAACCUGGAGGUGGAGAUUCUGGACAUCAACACUAUCAGGGACACCAGAACCGGAAAAUACGCCAAACUACCAAAGGACCCGAAGCUGCGGGACGUGCUGGGCUUCGGUAAGGGUGAUAACGCCGAAGGGAAACUGGUAACCGUCGUCUAUGGCCACGACCUGGUCAACAUCUCCUACCUUAACUUCCAGGCUAUGCAGGAAGAUACAGCCAAGAUUUGGACAGAUGAGCUGUUCACUUUGGCUACAAACAUACUUUCCCAGAAUGCAUCGCGGCACACCUUCCUCAACAAAGCGUACACUAAGUUAAAGCUGCAGGUGAAUCAGGAUGGGAAGAUUCCUGUAAAGAAUAUUCUCAAGAUGUUUUCAGAUAAAAAGAGAGUGGAGACGGCUCUGGAGCAGUGUGGCCUCGUCAAUAACAGGGCAGAGGGGAUCAAGCCAGAUGAUUUCACGUGGGAGGCCUUCCAGAAGUUUCUCGACAGCCUCUGUCUCCGGCCUGAGAUACAAAGCAUCUUUGAGGAAAGUGGCUCCAAGAGGAAGCCAUUCAUCUCUUUGGACCAGUUGAUGGAUUUCAUUAACCGCAGGCAGCGAGACUCCAGACUGAACGAGGUGCUGUACCCCCCGCUGAAAAGAGAGCAGGUCCGACAGAUCAUGGAGAAAUAUGAGACCAACGCCAGCCAGCUGGAGAGAGACCAGAUCAGUUUGCAGGCGUUCAGUCGGUAUCUGGGAGGAGAGGAAAACAGCAUCGUACCUUCAGAGAGGCUGGAUAUCAUCGACGAUAUGAACCAACCGCUGUCUCACUACUUUAUCAACUCCUCGCACAACACAUACCUCACAGUGGGUCAGCUAACCGGUCUGUCGUCAGUGGAGAUGUACAGGCAGGUGCUGCUGACCGGCUGCCGCUGUAUAGAGCUGGACUGCUGGAAGGGCCGGCCGCAAGAUGAGGAGCCCUACAUUACCCACGGGUUCACCAUGACCACUGAGAUCCCCUUUAAGGAGGUGAUUGAGGCAAUAGCAGAGAGUGCUUUCAAGACCUCCCCAUACCCCCUCAUCCUGUCCUUUGAAAACCACGUUGAUUCGGCCAAGCAGCAGGCCAAAAUGGCAGAGUACUGCAGGACCAUCUUUGGAGACGCCCUGCUCAUUGAGCCACUGGAGAAAUAUCCGCUGGUCCCCGGUCAGAUCCUCCCCUCACCGCAGGAGUUGAUGGGGAAGAUUCUUAUCAAAAACAAGAAGAAGCACCACCACCACCGACCCUCGAGUAGUGGCAGCAUACGCCGCAGAGAGCUGGAGGGGCGCUCGUCACCCAACAACGACUGCCCUCUGACAGACAGCGAGGGAAUCCAGCUCCUGUCUAACGUGGAAGAGAAGCUGGCUGAGGGGAUGGUCAAAGACUCUGAGCCUCGCAAAUCCAUUGGAGGCGAGGGAGAAAGCGAGGAGGAUGAGGAGGACGAAACGACAGCGGAGCUGAAAAAGCCGAACUCCGACGAGGGUACCGCCAGCAGUGAGGUGAACGCCACAGAGGAGAUGUCGACUCUCGUCAACUACAUUGAACCGGUCAAAUUCAAGAGUUUUGAAGUGGCAAACAAGAGGAGGAAGUUCUUUGAAAUGUCGUCCUUGGUGGAAACCAAAGGCAUGGACACCCUGAAGAGUUUCCCCAACGAGUUUGUCGAGUACAAUAAGAAUCAGCUGAGCCGAAUCUACCCUAAAGGAACAAGGGUGGACAGCUCCAACUACAUGCCUCAGCUCUUCUGGAAUGUCGGCUGCCAGAUGGUGGCGCUUAACUUCCAGACCCUCGACCUCCCUAUGCAGCUGAACAUGGGUGUGUUUGAGUACAACGGCCACAGCGGCUACCUGCUGAAACCUGAGUUCAUGAGAAGGACAGACAAACACUUUGACCCUUUCACAGAAAACAUAGUGGACGGGAUAGUCGCCAAUACUGUCAAAAUUAAGGUGAUAUCAGGCCAGUUUCUGUCCGAUAAAAAGGUUGGCGUGUACGUGGAAGUGGACAUGUUUGGACUUCCUGCUGAUACAAAGAGGAAGUACAGAACCAAAACAUCCAAUGGGAACUCGCUGGACCCCGUAUGGGAUGAUGAAAUGUUUGUGUUUAAUAAGGUGGUCCUCCCCACACUGGCCUCUCUGAGGAUAGCGGUGUUUGAAGAAAACGGAAAGUUUAUUGGACACAGGAUCCUCCCUGUGUCCGCCGUCAGACCUGGCUACCACUACAUCAACCUGAAGAAUGAGCUGAACCAGCCCCUCCUCCUGCCCUCUCUGCUGGUUUACACUGAAGCUCAGGACUACAUCCCUAAUGAACACCAGGAGUACGCAGAGGCUCUGACCAACCCCAUAAAGCACAUCAGUCAGUUGCACAAGAGAGAGACACAGCUGGCUGUUCUCUUAGAGGACAGCAGUGAGCAUGUCCCCAACCAGCCGAAAGAGAAAGAGACCAAGGGAGAGUGUGAAGUCAAUUCAGGAAGUCGACUCCCCUCCUCCUUUGAACCGCUCCCCCCCUGCUCAUUGGAUGAAGCCCAUGACAUCAUCAAAUUACCUACACCGGCACAAAGUCAGAAGGAAGACCUCAUAAGCACUGUUCUGGCAGACGUCCAGGCCCAGUCAAUAGAGGAGUUGAAGCAGCAGAAGAGCUAUUCAAAGCUACUAAAGAACCAGAGCAAAGAUCUCAAAGAGAUGCGAAAGAAACACCUCAAGAAGGUGUGGAAUCUGAGUAAGGAGCAGAAGAGUCGGACUAGCAAGCUUCAAUCUGACACCCAGAGGAGACGCAGUCAGAUGGAAAAACACCUUAAAUCUAGCAUCAAGAAAAACGAGCCCCAUGAGCCGGUGCAGCAUGAGCUGUCAAAGUUGGAGCAGGAGCUUGAGAAGCAGACGGUCCAGCUGAGGGAAUGGCAGAUGCAAGAACUGCUGAAGCUCCGACAGGAGCUUCACUUACUGGAGAGAGAGAAGCAACAAAAACACCUGCAGGAGGCCUUCCUGAAGUUAAAGGAGACGGCCGUUGAAUGCCAAGUAGCUCAGCUGAAGAAGCUGAAGGAGACGUGCGAGAAGGAGAAGAAAGAGCUCCAGAGGAUUCUGAACAGGAAGCGAAUAAACAGCAUCAGUGAAGCCAAGACCCGCGACAAAGACAAGGCUGAAACGGAGCUGAUUGAGAUCAACAGGAAACAUAUUCAAGAUUCUGUCGCCUUAAUCCGCAGGCUGGAGCAGGCUCAGACCAGGAGACAGGACGAGCUGAUGCUGAAGCACCGGGAGGUGCUGCAACACAUAGAUGAUGAACUUCCACAGCUCCAGUCUCAGUUGGAGAGGGAACUAGAUCGGGAGUAUCGGGGACUACAGGAGGAAAUCUGCCAGCACCUUCAGUUGGAGCUCCAGAAUAAAGGUCUCCGAAAAGACGCCCUGUUCUCGCACUUGUCCAAGAGCAGCCCGAGCCCCAGCUCCAGCUCGGGUCCGCCCUCCAACUGCUCCACACCCUCUUACCCGUCAACGCCCAAUCGGAGCCCCUGGAACAGGAGCAUGGACAAUAGCAUUGCGUCAUUGGCCGAUUCCACUUCCUCGUCCACCACUCCCGUCCUGUCGGAGGCGGAGAUGUCGUUAUAAUAAUACAGACAAACGGAAAUGCGUACAUUUAACUGGGGUCUAUAAUGAUUAUAAUGUGGGAUAGUAAUGAUAUUAAUUAUUUACUAAUUUUAUUCCUUUUUUAUUACAGACUGUUUUGUUCUUGUCUACAGAGCUAUAUUAUUUUUAUUUGCUGUUUUUGGUCAGAUGUACAUCAUGCCUGUUGUUGGAAGAUUUAAUAACGAUCAUAACCAAACUUUUACAUUUGUUUUACAUUUUUUUACAUUUUCUUGUCUCUUUGUUUUGCUUUUAAUGUGAUACUUUUUUCUUAGCAUCAUUUCCAUUUUUGUCUGGUCAGUAUGCUGUGGUUUUAGUUUUUUUGCUAUAGCUUUCUGUUUGUAACAGCUUUAAGCUUUUUAUUGACACUUUUGAAAGCUUUAAAUUGUGUAGAGAGAGGAGUAGCUUUCUGAAAACGGCUGCCUUUAUUCAGGAAAACUUUAUAACAUACAUACAGUUGGCCCAAGUGAUUGCCAUAGUGCUAAGAAAAAGUACACAUUUUUGAUAUUUAGUUUGUAGCAACGUUAGACCAACAGGAUUGCUUCAUAAUGGCCUCAUGUACUACAAAUCUGAGGAACUAUUUAAAAGGCAGCCUAUGGAAAUGUCUGAGUGCUACAAAUAAAUGUCAAAAACACAUCUUUUCCACUUUUGCAAGUAAAAAUAUUCAAGAUUCAAGUAUUUUCCAGAACUGGGUAUUAAUAGGGAAUAUAAGGGAACAUUUUUCCAUUUUUGCCAUUUUUGCCAUUUUUAGCUGUAAUGGCAGUAGCUGACCAGCAAGCGGUGCUGCAGCCUUAGCUGUUUAUUUUAAACUGGUGGUUUGAGCCUUCUAUUUAUCUAGCCUGAUUAUACUAUUAUACUGUACCCCCCCCCCUACACACACACACACACACACACACACACACACACACACACACACACACACACACACACACACACACACACACACACAACUUCUCAAUCACACACCUGAUCACACACCUGUCUCAGCAGGAUUUGCAGCAUCAUAGGUCUGGAUAAAGACUUUGGCCUUUAACCUCCAAUCAAGGUCCAGCCAAGGUUGCAUCUGCUGUAAGCAUAGAGGUGUGUGUGUGUGUGUGUGUGUGUGUGUGUGUGUGUGUGUGUGUGUGUGUGUGUGUGUGUGUGUGUGUGUGUGUGUGUGUGUGUGUGUGUGUGAGAAGAAGGGAGGGUUUUAGUGACAUAACACUCACACAUGCAUGCCUGACACUGUACUUUCUACUGAGGCGUCUGUUGCGUGCGUGCACACACAGGACAUUACAUUGACUUACAGUCAACCAUAACCGCUACUUGCCUAAUCCUAACCUUAAACCAAUUCUUCACCCUAAUAUGUAAUUUAUGUCAUGGGGACUGGCAUUUUGUCCCUUAAAGGAGGGGGAGUCCCCACAAUGUGACUGUGUAAACAGAGUAAUAUUCCCACAACAUGAGCACACACACACAGUUUAAAUCAUUAUCCCAUCCAAUGUACCCUGUUUUGAAAAACAAGAUACAGACUUUAAGAAGGAAAACAUAAUUUUAUAAAUAUCGCAGAUUACUAAACUCUAGAAGGGUAUUUUUGUGUUAGGCCAGAAGUUAAUCUCUUGAUAAGACAUCUGCUCUUUCCUAUUAAAUUGUGUGUGUGUGUGUGUGUGUGUGUGUGUGUGUGUGUGUGUGUGUGUGUGUGUGUGUGUGUGUGUGUGUGUGUGUGUGUGUGUGUGUGUGUGUGUGUGUGUGUGUGUGUGUGUGUGUGUGUGUGUCCAUGUUUAUUUGGUGCAGUUUGUUUGCCACUUUUGCAGCGUAGAGAAGGACAUCAUGCUUAAAUAGCAACGCCACUAUAGGGUCUUCAGAUGAUGACUUAAAGCUGCACUAUGGAAUUUAAUGUAAAAUGCCAUGCUCAUUUGUAGUCUGAAUCACCAAAUGAGGCAAUCACAUGAGGGUAUUCAUUUUACAUUCUACAACACUGUAGAUUAGGUAAUUUUAACAAAUGACUAUUGUUUUAGUGUAAGAUAAUGUGGUACGAAGUCCUGUCACAGCUCAGGUGACCGAUUGAUGCUUUAAUUUCACUGAAGCCUCAACAUUCAAAGAGUUACCUCUUAUUGCCAUUAGAGACUGUCAUGUGUCACAAUGAAAAACAGUGGUUCAGUUCACAAUGUGUAAAUCUUAUUUUAGGGUGAAUAUGCCCUUGAUACAUCCCUCAUUUUGUUAGAUACUCCAUUUAAGCCAAAUAUUGAAUGUGGGAUUGUAGUGCACAAACGGAACUUUAUGUUAAUAUUCUUUUUGUCUAAGCUUGCUCGCUCUUUAUUUUCAUCCAUUACUGGAGACCUUUUUUCAUUUUGACAGCACAAUGUUUUUUUUUCUUUCAUGUCUUGUCUGCUUUGAGGGAUAAAUGAUGGCAAUCUGUGUAUAUGUAUUCUGUGUAUAUGUUUAGUUUUAUGUGAAUGUUACUACUGACCACAAGUGCUGAGGAGGGAUGGAAGGUCAAGGAAGGUUGAGGGAAAAAAAACAAGUUAAUUUAAUUUCAAAUUUUUCCUCCCAGAAAAGCUUGUUUCUAGAUGACAUUCCUGUCUUGUCCUCUUCCACCUCCCUCCUCCACUGAGCACUGGCUGCCUGUCUGUCUGAUUAUUCCCCCUCACACAAAGUUCUUUGUAAACUAUCAUCUAUUUAAAUGGAAUUUUAACAACUUU
Messenger RNA from Perca fluviatilis (European perch), 7104 nucleotides. It is a transcript of the gene plcb3, whose product is annotated as phospholipase C, beta 3 (phosphatidylinositol-specific). Gene Ontology annotation, biological process: phosphatidylinositol-mediated signaling; lipid catabolic process. The record is from RefSeq and is a predicted model, not a curated record. Lineage: Eukaryota; Metazoa; Chordata; Actinopteri; Perciformes; Percidae. Gene Ontology annotation, molecular function: calcium ion binding; phosphatidylinositol-4,5-bisphosphate phospholipase C activity; calmodulin binding. The transcript is spliced from 34 exons. The coding region runs from base 635 to 4411 and encodes 1258 amino acids.